GACUGUGCUGACCACAUCAGCUAGACGCCCUUCCACAGCCGUGACUGCCUCCGUUUAGGCUACAAAUGGUGUGAGGACUCAGGGGGAAAGUAUGCUCCGCUCGGUGUGAUCCUGUGUCCUCUGUGUCCACUCUCAGAAGAACCAGGAGGAGGGGACUGUUCAGGCACAGCGCGCAACUUGCCUCACUCAGGGACUGCGCUCGUGGCUGGUUGGAUUAACUGGACAGAUUCAGCAGAAUUGAGCCAAAUCAAAGUCCGUACGUGACAAUGGACGAACAGUGCGGACUCCCCGGAGGCUCCAAUCCCAGCGCUGGACAGUCCAGCGCAGACAGACUGACCCGGGCCGGUGUGGUGAGGUGUGGAUGGCUCAGGAAACAGGGGGGCUUUGUGAAAACCUGGCACACCCGAUGGUUUGUCCUGAGAGGGGACCAGCUCUAUUACUACAAAGACGAAGAGGAGACCAAAGCGCUGGGAGCUAUUUUCUUGCCUGGAAACAAGGUAACGGAGCAUCCCAUCAGCGGAGACGACGGAGGAAAAUUCCUGUUUGAGGUUAUUCCAGGAGGGGAAAGAGAGCGGAUGACGGCCAACCAUGAGACGUACCUGCUCAUGGCCAGCUCACAGAACGACAUGGAGGACUGGGUCAAGACGAUACGCAGAGUCAUAUGGGCGCCUUUUGGUGGAGGUAUCUUCGGUCAGAAGCUAGAGGAGACUGUGCGGUACGAGCGACGUUUUGGGAACAAACUGGCUCCGAUGCUGGUGGAGCAGUGCGUGGACUUCAUCCGACAGCGGGGGCUGCAGGAGGAGGGGCUCUUCAGGCUCCCGGGACAGGCGAACCUGGUCAAAGAUCUGCAGGAGGCGUUCGACUGUGGAGAAAAGCCCUCGUUUGACUGUAACACCGACGUGCACACAGUGGCUUCUCUUCUAAAGCUGUAUCUCAGAGAGCUGCCGGAGCCGGUGAUUCCUUUCCACAACUAUAACGAAUUUCUGUCCUGCGCCAAAGUGCUCAGCAAGGACGAGGACGGGGGAAUGAAGGAGCUGAGAAAACUUGUCGACAGUCUACCUCCAGUAAAUUACAACCUCCUCAAAUAUAUCUGCAGGUUUUUAGAUGAAGUGCAGUCAUACUCAGGAGUGAAUAAGAUGAGCGUGCAGAAUCUCGCAACAGUGUUUGGACCCAACAUCCUGCGACCCAAAGUGGAAGAUCCAGUAGCUAUAAUGGAAGGUACUGUCCUGGUUCAGCAACUAAUGGCCGUUCUGAUUGGUCGCCAUGAUGUCCUCUUCCCUCGUGGUGAUGACAGCGCCGCAGCUCUAGAGCUCGUAAACAACAACAAUAUUGAACUUUCUCAGCAACAAGUGCCCACAACUACCUCCUCCAACGCCCUGGUGUCGCAGAACGCAGAGAACAACAAUGUCCACGUGUCCCGUCAGUGCGUAUGGGAAGCCCCGGAGUCUCCUUCUCACAAAGUCACAGACAGCAGCAGCCCUCCCCGAUCCGCCAGUCCUCGCAAUGGAGUGAUCGCGCGCUUCGACGUCGCCCGGAGCCCGCCUCUGACUGUGAAGAAGAACCCUGCGUUUGGUAAAGGCAGUGGGAUUGUUACAAAUGGGUCCUUUAGCUCCUCCCCUUCCUCCGACCCCACUCUGGACAAGCUGCUGAGCGGGGGCGGGGCUUUAUCAGGACGUCGCACCGGCACGCUCAAAGGCUCAGGUACAAAGAUGGGCACGAGCGGAGUGACGAGUGCAAACAACACUGGAGGAAAUGUGCGUAUGGGCGUUUUGAGCACAGACACUGGGAACUGCCGAAAUGCACAGUGGGUUUCAAACGGCUGCGUGACUUUACGUGAGAACAAUAAAAUCACGAUUGAUCAAAUGUCCAAUCAGAAUCGUCUCUCCACCUAUGACAAUGUCCAGAUAAACCAUCAAAAUGUGCUGCAGCAGAACCAACUUAACAACACCUGUCUGAGCAGCAGCUGCGAGGACAAACAGAGUGUGGACAGCGCCACCUGGUCCACCUCGUCAUGUGAGAUCUCUCUGCCAGACAACUCCACCUCCUGUCGCUCCUCCACCACCACCUGCCCUGAGCAGGACUUCUACACCACCCACUUUGAAGAGCUGGACGCACCAGGACAGGAAACAGAGCCUGUCCCGUCAGGAGCAGCGGAGGGGGACCGGAGCAGCCUCAGGGAGGGGGAAGGUGUUGGCAGCAGCAGUCGAGGCUCCAGUAGUAGUGAGAACGCUGACUCAUUCACUGGAACCAGCGGGGUUGGGAGUCACAGCGCUCUGCACAGCCUCGUGGCCAGCCUCAAACAAGAAAUGCACAAGCAGAAGAGCGAGUACGAGGCCAGGAUUAAGAGCUUGGAGCAGUGUAACCUCGAGCUGGAGACAGAGAUGGUGAACCUUCAUGAGGAGCUGGACCAGGAGAGGAAGAAGUACACCAUGGUAGAGAUUAAACUGCGUAACGCAGAAAGGGCAAAGGAUGAUGCUGAGCGCAGGAAUCAGAUGUUACAGAAGGAGAUGGAGCAGUUCUUUUCCACAUUCAGUGACCUGACAGCAAACAGCAGCCCGGCCACUGAGCACAGGAGAACGGAGCGCAACAACACCAUCUGGAUCCAGUAAAGACACUGAGGGACAUGGUACUUUUAAAAGACAUUCAUGUUGUUUAUUGUUGAUCUGAGCAUCUCCAAACAGGAUUUGGAGUUUGCUCUUGUUACAUGUAUAGUGUUUAACCUGUUAAAUUAAGGGAAACACCUUAAAUAUGUUCACAUCGCCUGGGGUGAUUAUAGUACACUGUUAUUUAAAAUGUCAUUUUCAAGUUAAAGGGAUGGUGCACCAAGUCUGAAAAGUUAACAUUUUACUUCAAAGGGAUAGAUCGGUCCAGCUUUAGGUGCUAAACGUGUCCCUCUGUGUUGCCUGUUUUGUACAUAUUGAGAAACAGUGAAAAUAUGUGUCAAAAUAAACAGAGAUGUCUAUGUGAAUUAAGAUAUGUGUAACAUUUUAUAAAAACAUUUCCUUGCACUUAUGUGUCUUUAAACUGAGCGAAGUGGUACUGUGUACAGUAUAUGCACCUGUGCUUUGUACUGUUGCAAUAACUUUAUGACCAAAAGAGCCCGUACUGUAAAUAUUGUACAGAAUACUGGAAUGGCACGUUUUAUUAUAUGUGGAUAAAAUUGUUUCUUGUUUUAUAGUUUGUAAAAAUAGUCUUGCACGAUGAGCCAUUAAUCUAAAAAUGACAAAUGACAGUACAUAUAUUAUGUUUCUUCAUUCUCUAUGGCAACAAUGUCAUAUUUAAUGUAUAUAAUACUAUAACACAGUAUAGUAUAUAUAAAAUAAAUAGCAGCAUUUGAGCUCCACAUUGUAAAAAAAAAAAAAAAAGAUCUAUUAGAAAGAAAAUGUAAUGCACAGUCGGCUCUGAAACACUUUUGGAUGUGACUGCAUUUUGAAACGUAGCUUGAAACCAAACUGAAUGCUUCAAAAUGUUUUGGGUCUAAGUAGACGUUAGUGAAACUUUCUUUUUGUGCCCUAAAGUGAUGCAGUAACUGUCUCUGCCGAUUCCAUUCAAAGUGUAGACUCGAAGGAAGCAAUACUUGAGACUGAGUUAAAGAUAUCUUGUUAUAAAUAAAGUCUAAAUUAAAUGUUGGUCUGGACUAUUUUAAUCUUAAGCAACAAGACUUGACCCCGAUGCUCCCGGAUUCACAACAUCACAUGAAGUCACAUUACAUCGCAA
Messenger RNA from Periophthalmus magnuspinnatus, 3717 nucleotides. RefSeq names its product Rho GTPase activating protein 24 (gene arhgap24). Gene Ontology annotation, molecular function: GTPase activator activity. Lineage: Eukaryota; Metazoa; Chordata; Actinopteri; Gobiiformes; Gobiidae. Gene Ontology annotation, cellular component: focal adhesion. The transcript is spliced from 10 exons. The record is from RefSeq and is a predicted model, not a curated record. Gene Ontology annotation, biological process: signal transduction; activation of GTPase activity; negative regulation of ruffle assembly. Bases 267 to 2609 code for a protein of 780 amino acids.